This is a messenger RNA of Colias croceus (clouded yellow), 971 nucleotides long. RefSeq names its product RWD domain-containing protein 1. Gene Ontology annotation, molecular function: protein binding. The transcript is spliced from 5 exons. Bases 109 to 825 code for a protein of 238 amino acids. The record is from RefSeq and is a predicted model, not a curated record. NCBI's taxonomy places the organism in Eukaryota, Metazoa, Arthropoda, Insecta, Lepidoptera, Pieridae. Gene Ontology annotation, biological process: cytoplasmic translation.
AAAUUAUCAGCUGUUAUCACGUCAAAAACUCAAAAUGGAUUGUUGACUGUUGUUCAAACUGCUUAGCCUAAUUUAUUGAAAACUAUUAAAUAAAUACAACCCAGAAACAUGGAUUUUCAGUAUGAACAAGCUAGUGAAGUAGAGGCCUUAGAUUCUAUCUAUUGCGGUGAUAUGCAAAUUUUACAGGUUGAGCCCUUUCAUAAAUUUAGUAUUCCAAUAAAAUCGGAAAGUUAUGAUGACGGUGACGGAUUAGCAUGUGAACUAGUCUUUACAUACACUGCAAAAUAUCCUGAAGACCUGCCUGUCGUAGAAGUCUCUAAUGAAGAAAAUUUCGAUGAUGUAGUCGACAAAAAUGAAUUAUUAGAACAUUUAGUAGAACAGGGAAAAGAAAAUGUUGGAAUGGUUAUGAUAUUUACAUUGGUUUCCGCUGGUCAAGAGUGGCUUAAUGAGAAGUGGGACUUUAUUAAGAAACAAAGAGAAGAACAGAUCCUUGCAAAGAAAAAGGCAGAUGAAGAAGCUGAAAUGAAACGAUUUGAAGGUACAAGAGUUACUGUGGAAUCAUUUUUGAUAUGGAGAAAACAGUUUGAGAUUGACAUGGGUAUACCUGCUAAGAGAGAAAAGGAAUCGAAAGAUAAGACAAAACUCACAGGGAAAGAGCUAUUCUUAAGGGAUACUACUUUGAAUGAGUCAGAUCUGAAAUUCCUUGAUGAUGGUGAUGCUGUUAAAGUCGACGAGUCUCUCUUCCAAGAUCUUGAUGAUCUAGAUAUUUCUGAUGAGGAUGACGAAGACUACAUUCCCGGACAGAGUGGUAGUGAGAGUGAUUAGUGAAACAGAACUUUAUGUAUAAGUAAGCAAGGCCGAAAAUCGCGUGAAUAAAGUGCUACAAGGUAAUGUAAAGGAAUGCAAGUUGUAUCAAUAACAAGCCGUCAGCAAUAAUAUUAACGAAUUUAAUACACGAUUGAUGUUUUAAA